Alternaria atra is the source of this 3612-nucleotide messenger RNA. RefSeq lists its product as uncharacterized. Gene Ontology annotation, molecular function: transmembrane transporter activity. NCBI's taxonomy places the organism in Eukaryota, Fungi, Ascomycota, Dothideomycetes, Pleosporales, Pleosporaceae. Gene Ontology annotation, cellular component: fungal-type vacuole membrane. The record is from RefSeq and is a predicted model, not a curated record. The coding region runs from base 1 to 3612 and encodes 1203 amino acids. The transcript is spliced from 4 exons. Gene Ontology annotation, biological process: transmembrane transport.
AUGGCCGACACCGCCGCACGCACAGGCUUCGCGCAGAAGCAGCACCGCCGCCCAGGAUCGCGCAUCGUGCCUGCCAUCCCAUACCGUCUGUCUAAAUCCCAGCCAUCUGCAAGACCCAUCACGCCAGAAGGCUCCAACAAAGGCACCGCCGCUCAGCCAUCUGAGCCGCAGCCGGAGCCGCAACCAGUGCCGGAGAAGCAGGUAGAAGAGCAAGCCGAACAGAAGCAUGCAGAGCCCGUACAAACUCCUCUUACGCCCGAGUCGAACGUUUCUGGCGCCGUAAAGAGAGAAUUGCCAGCAGACGCCUUGGCUAGUCCAUCGCAGAAUGGACACAAAGCAUCAGCAGACGCUCAUGAUACAGAAACCCACGUCAACGGCCAUGCCAACGGACAUACCGACGAGAAGCCUCCCCCGCCGACGGAGCCCAGCGCCGAACCGAAGCCAGCCGUGAAUGGGGUGCAUCGCAAGUUGACCAUACCCGCUCAUCUGCCCCCGCCCUUCUAUCCUUCGAAUAAGACCGAUACGCCGCCAGCAGAGGGGAGUGACACUCUGUCGCACCGACACCAGCUCAGUGCAGGCGCCCUGGUCUUCCAGAGCGCAAAUGAGUCACCAGCACCUCCUGUGACAUCUCAAGAGCCAGAACUGCAUCCGCACGAACAGCACUCGCUGCCUCGUCCGCCGCCUGGCUUUGGUCCCCAGCAAUUCGCGCCCUAUUUUCCAGGUCAUGCUCAACAUCCCUCAGAGGCAGGAGCGCCCUGGCACAUGCCCCCGCACACAGUUGCGCCGCCUGAACCCACAUACACAAACGGCUCUGAAUUUCGCCUUUCACAGUUCCCCAGCGGUCCGAACGGCUACCCGAACCCUUACAAUAGUCAUUUUUCGCCGGAACAGGCAACUUUUGUCGGAAAUGGUACCCUCACCUCGCACUCGCAGUCACCGAGCAAAGCACGAUUUGGCGAAGCAGUACCGACUUCAGAGCAUGGCGAUGAGCAUCAUGCCUUGUCUUACCAAAACGGUACUGCACCUCCUGCCGAACGUCUGGAGGAGUCGCCUUUCGAGCUUGCGGGAUAUCUGUCUACACAGUUCGGGAACCCCGAAUUCGCUGAUUUUGUCCUCCAAGUUCGGUCGCCGGAAUCGGUCCUGGUGUCAGUACCGGUGCACGGCAUCGUAGUCGUACGCAGCCCAGUCAUAGCAGAAGCCAUCCGUCGUAGUCCUGCCCCAAGUCAUCGUAGCAGGGAUGCGCGUCGGCUGGUCGAUGUCCUUGCACUAGACCCUUUCACCACCAGCGAAUCCCUGGAAGAAACUGUCAGAGUCCUGUAUGGUGCCCCACUUCUUUCCGCCCAGACUUUCCUGUAUGGUCUCGCACCUUAUAUGUACGAGAGUGAGCAAGCGUCCCCCUCCAACGAUGCUCGCCGGCGCAUGCAACAAGUUCUGAGCUACAUCGCGGCAGCGAGGACUUUCCAGAUACCUAGCAUGCAAGCACGUGGCAUCGAGAUUGCAAGGAUGCUUCUCCGAUGGGACACUGUGGAGCAGGUCUUGCAAUACACACUGCAAGCCAGCCCUGGACCACGGCCGAGAGCCGAAGGUCCUGAUACGGAUGACCCCUUCAUCUCAACGUUGCUGAACUACGCUCUCGAGUUCGUCGCCUUCACCUUCCCGGUUGACUUCAAGCUCUACUCGAUAGCACCUGAAUUCUCCGACGCCCCGCGUCUGCCCACGGUCGUCGAAAAUCGCCAGGCCGCGCAUAAUCCACGGCUAAGCAAGAUUCGCUUUGGUGAUGCGCCGACGGAAGAGGACCACCAGCCCAGCCAUGCGACUGUCGUGUUGUCGACCAUUCUUCUAUCGCUGCCACUUCCACUCGUAGAGCGCCUCUUUAAUCAUCGUGCGACAGCUAACCAGAUCGGCUGGACUGGUGUUACUAAGAUCUUACGGGAUGUCAUCAACGAGCGCGAAAACCGGCGCCAGAUAGCUUCGCGAAGCCAGUUGAAGCCGACUCAAGAUGGCACGAUCCCUGACGGGCUGUUAGACAACGUGUAUCUUGAGGAGCGCGUGGAACAGGUCGAGCCAUCGCCUCUUCAUCCUUCCGGCCAUCGGUUGGCGACAAAACGGGUCGCUGCGCUGUCGAUCACGACAGUUGCAGCCACGGGACUAGGAAUGGAACCUACCAACAUCUUGUCGCUAGAACGCGAUACACAAACAGCAGCGGCAUCGGAUGCGUCAACGACUUUCGAUGAGAAACCAAGUCAUCAGGCGUCUCUUGCUUCAUUGCACAGCGCGCAUAACUCUGUGGCGAAUCAGGAUCAUGAGAAAGGCCAGCACGUGACCGAAGCUACGAAUGACGAAGGCGCUGCAGGUUUAGGGACGACGUUGGAGCCUGUUCGGUCAGCGCAUCCUAGUGUGAAGGAUGUGUCCAAGAUACCAAAUGGAGGGUUAUGGGCGUGGUUACAGGUGGUUGGUGGAUUUUUCCUGCUGUUUAAUUCUUGGGGCAUCAUCAACACAUUCGGAUCCUAUCAAGCAUACUACGAGACCAACCUACUCGCCGAUUCGAGUCCCUCUUCCAUCUCAUGGAUCGGUUCUAUUCAAGCUUUCCUCCUUCUCUUGGUCGGCGCACUCACUGGUCCGAUAUACGACGCAGGUUACUUCCGCGAAUUACUCAUUGUCGGAAGUGUCAUGUUGGUUUUGGGCCAGAUGAUGCUCAGCCUGUGCCAUGCGUACUGGCAAGUGCUCCUCGCGCAAGCUUUCUGCAUCGGUAUUGGAACAGGCUGUUUGUUCAUCCCUAGCGUGGCUAUUCUUUCCACGUACUUUUCUACCAGGAUCGGAACUGCGAUUGGACUCGCCGCAUCUGGGUCGUCGUUUGGAGGUGUCAUCUAUCCUAUCGUGUUCCACAAGCUUCUCCCCCAGAUCGGAUUUGCUUGGACGACAAGGGUUUUGGGGUUUAUUAUUCUGGCGACGAUGAUCAUACCCAAUGUUUGCAUGCGCGUUCGCGUUCUACCAGCAAAAUCCCGCUCUCUCCUCGAUUUGCGCGCCUUCUUGAUGCCGGCGUAUAGUCUCCAAGUCGCUGGAUUCUUCCUCGGUUUCAUGGGAUUAUAUAUGCCGUUCUUCUACGCACAAGUCUACGCUAUCCAGGAACACAUCACGAACGAGAGUAUGGCCUUUUAUCUCCUUGCUGUUAUGAACAGUACGAGCGUUUUUGGUCGUAUAGUACCCAACUUGUUCUCCGAUAAAGUCGGCCCUUUCAACGUAGUGAUUCCUUGCACUAUCAUAUCGGGUCUCCUCUGUAUAUGCUUCAUAGCUGUCUCAUCUACCGCUGGUAUAGUCGUCCUCAUGGCAUGUUAUGGUUUCUUCUCUGGAUCUUUCGUCUCGCUACCACCCACCAUCAUUGUCCAUCUAAGCACCGACGCGCGAGACAAGAUUGGCACAAGACUAGGUCAGAGUUUCGGUGUCGUGGCUAUCGGUUUACUUGUCGGAACUCCAAUCGGAGGCGCGAUCCAAGGUCAUAGCGGUUUCGAUAGUCUUUGGGUUUUCGGAGGAUGUUUGCUAUUCGGAAGCGCGGUGCUGCUUGUCACUGCGCGGGUGGCAUUCAAGGGAUGGAAGGUUAUGGUCAGAGCAUAA